Messenger RNA from Diuraphis noxia (Russian wheat aphid), 464 nucleotides. It is a transcript of the gene Cisd2, whose product is annotated as CDGSH iron sulfur domain 2. Gene Ontology annotation, molecular function: 2 iron, 2 sulfur cluster binding. Lineage: Eukaryota; Metazoa; Arthropoda; Insecta; Hemiptera; Aphididae. The record is from RefSeq and is a predicted model, not a curated record. Gene Ontology annotation, cellular component: intracellular membrane-bounded organelle; mitochondrial outer membrane. Gene Ontology annotation, biological process: regulation of autophagy.
AAUCUAAYUGCUCAGGACUCUUGAUUUUUCUUAACAGAUUAAAUAUAGGUAUUUACCUAAACUUGUAUUUUACAGGUAAAGAUAUAAUAAAAUUAAUUCCGUUUUAUGCUACAAUUGGUGGUGUUUGUUACCUUUCAUACCGAGUUGUCAAACCAAGACAUCCUGUUAACCCUUGCAUUAAAAAAGAAUCUCCAAAAGUGGUUGACGGUUAUGACAUCGAAGAGCUAGGUGAAAGUACAGCAUUUUGUCGUUGUUGGAGAAGCUCUAAAUUCCCUUUAUGUGAUGGUGCUCAUAAUAAGUACAAUAUUGAACAAAAGGACAAUGUUGGACCAUUGAUAAUUAAGAAAAAAUAAAUCAUUAYUACUAGUAUGAAAUCAUUGGAUACAUUUAUAUAAAUGUUUGUUAAUUGUUCUAGUUUAGUCUUUUGUUUUCAUUCAGUUAAAUAGAAUACAUAUUUGCAUUUA